Molecule: messenger RNA, 3618 nt
Organism: Salvia splendens (bonfire salvia)
Lineage: Eukaryota; Viridiplantae; Streptophyta; Magnoliopsida; Lamiales; Lamiaceae
Product: lysine-specific demethylase JMJ25
Exons: 13
Coding region: 240-3407 (1055 amino acids)
Biological process (GO): regulation of transcription by RNA polymerase II
Cellular component (GO): histone deacetylase complex; chromatin
Molecular function (GO): chromatin DNA binding; transcription coregulator activity; histone H3K9 demethylase activity
Source: RefSeq, a predicted model, not a curated record
UUCCAUCUCAACUCUACGUGUCUUUUUCUCUCUUGAAUGCGAUUCAUAUAUAUCAAUGCAAAUUCGGCAAAAUAAAAUUAAUAAAUCUUCAUAGAUUCUCCCAUCGCUAUUGCAGUUAACUUUUCUCACGCAAUUCGAUUUCGUGUUGAUCGGAAUUCGCCUGCUAAAUUAAUUGGAUUGCGGAGGGGAAAGUUCUGUUUCUUGACCAGGUGUUUUGCCAAUUGCUCAUCAAUGGUUUGAUGAUGGCGGCAUUGCUCACAAAGCAAGAACAGCUCAGUCAGUGCACAAACAAUGAUAUGCCAUUGAGGCCAAGAAGCCUGAGACAUUCGCCUACAAGGAAGAGGAAAUUUAUCAUUGAUACAGAGGAUGAGGAAGAAUUUGAUGGAAACUUAGAAUUAUUGCCUACAGGAGAUUUGUCAAAUCAGAGGAAAAGAUUGUUUGGAAGCAGCAAUAAUAUCUCUUGCUCUGUGAUAUCAACAACACCGCAUCAGAUUGUUCCGAUCAUAGCAGGAGUACCAAAGGCAAAGAGAAGUGGCUCCAGAAGGAAAGGAAUGGGAACUCAGAGAGUUGUAGAUGCAGACACAUGGACCCCAUCCUUAGACAAACUUCUCUGUUCAAAGAAGGCAUGCCAGCCUCUUUCUUUUGGUGAACUGAAGUAUGAUAGCCUGGACGAGGAAGGUGAAGUUCGUUUUAGACCCCUCAGAAAGUUAUCAAAAAAAGAGCAUACUGUGAAACACAUAAUGGCUAUUACGGAAACAAAAGGCUUUCUUGAGAAAGAACCCUCAGGAAAAGUUUGCAAGGUGUCAAAUGAGAGAAAGAUAUGUGGGAAUAAACUCAAGAGGAAAAAAGUUGAAAGUGAUAGUGAAGAAGAGUGGGAAGAGCAUAAGACGAAAAAAAGGGUACCUGUGGUUCUAUCUGGUAGCCAGAAAGCAAAGCAUCGAACAUUGAGAAGGAAUUGUGUUUCUUCAAACAAGUAUUUAGAAGAUUUCAUUGUUUGUGAUUGGGUGGAUGAUGAAGAAAUAGAAGAAGAAAAUGUGGCUUCAAUCAUAGAUACAACGAUGGGAGGUAGUGAUGUUUAUGCUGUCCGAAGUAGUGAUGAUAGCUCAAAGUCUGAAAUAAGUUUGUGCGCGAAAAGGAAAUGUGGUGAUUCUGCAUAUCAAUGUUUAUCUAACUUAUCAUCAUCACCCCCCUCCUCCACUUCCUCCUCUUCCUCCUCAUCGGCUAGUUUGUCAAUUUUGAAAACUGAUAGAGAAAAAGUAAAAAGGUCACCAGUUGAACAUAUGAAGGUAAAUGUAAAGAAGUCCAUUAAGUGUCAUCAAUGUGGCAGAGAAGACCGACGGAUUGUUGUUCCAUGCACCAAAUGUGAAGGAAUCUUUUAUUGUGUCCAAUGUAUCAAACAAUGGUAUCCAACAUUAUCUGAAAAGGAAGUUUCAGAGGCUUGCCCAUACUGCCGAAUGAUUUGCAACUGCAACUUGUGCUUGCAUUCACCUUCCACAUUAAAGACAUCAAAAAGAGAUAUGAACAAUGGUGAGAAGAUUCAGCAUCUACACUACCUAAUCACUGAAAUUUAUCCGUACCUUGAACAUAUUCAUCAAGAACAAAUCAAAGAAAUCGAGGUAGAGUCAACAAUUAAAGGGAUACCAUCUUCUUCCGUUGAAGUAAAACGUGCAGUUUUCUAUAAUGAUGAGCGUGUAUAUUGCAACCACUGUUCAACUUCAAUUGUCGACCUUCACCGGAGCUGCCCAAAUUGCUCUUAUGAGUUGUGUAUUAGGUGCUUUCAGGAGAUCCGUGCUGGUCAGCUGCCAGGAAAUAUUAGCAAAACUGUCUUUCAGUAUGUGGACAGAGGCACCAGUUACAUGCAUGGUGAUGGAGAAUUCACAGAAUCUUGUCAUGGAGAUUCAUUGGGUAUAGAAUCUGGAACACCUGUUGAGUGGGCUGACAUCAGAGAUGGGGGAAUUGUUUGUCCCCCAAAAGAGAUGGGUGGGUGUGGUGGUUCCAAGUUACAACUCAAGUGUCUUCUUCCAGAAAAAUGGAUAUUAAAUUUGAAAAGAAGAGCUGAGAAGGUCAUGAGUGAAUGUAAGAAAACCGUUUUUAAGCCCACACUCUUCGAAGGUGAGCCUGAAGACCCGUGCAAUGCAGCUUCCAGAGAAGGCUCUAAAGGUAACAGCUUGUAUUGCCCCGAUUCGAGGGAUAUCCUGAAUGAGGAAGGGGUUCUUCACUUCCGCCAGCACUGGGCCAGGGGAGAACCAGUCAUAGUCAGAAAUGUACUUGAGCACACAAGUGGGUUAAGUUGGGAGCCUAUGGUCAUGUGGCGUGCAUUGUCUGAGCAUACAGAUGACAGCAUCAGUUCAAAAAUAUCUGAAGUCAGAGCUAUUGAUUGUCUAGCUGGCUGUGAGGUGGAGAUCAAUACUCGCAAAUUCUUCAAAGGUUACACGGAAGGGAGACGAUAUGCAAACUUCUGGCCAGAGAUGCUUAAGCUCAAGGACUGGCCACCAUCAGACAAAUUCGAGGAUUUAUUACCACGCCAUUGUGAAGAGUUCGUUCGAGCCUUGCCAUUCCAAGAAUACACUGAUCCAACUGCUGGAGUUCUUAAUGUUGCUGCAAAGUUGCCUUCAACUGCCUUGAAACCUGAUAUGGGUCCAAAGACAUAUAUUGCAUAUGGGACUGUAGAGGAACUUGGAAGAGGGGAUUCUGUGACUAAGCUCCACUGUGAUAUGUCAGAUGCGGUGAAUAUUUUGACACACACAGCAGAUGUGGCUAUAAGUGAGGAGCAGUAUGAAGCAAUUGAAUUGUUGAAAGAAAGGCAUCGGGCGCAGGAUGAAGAAGAAUGCAAGGCCAGAAGAAAAAAUGCAACUGCAUGCACCACAAGUGACCGCUCCGACAGUGACAAAGGCACUAGCUUUUCACCUAACCUUCAUCAAUCAGACGACGGUGGUGGUGCUCUGUGGGAUAUUUUCAGAAGGGAAGAUGUUCCGAAAUUGAAAGCGUAUCUUGCUGAGCAUUCAAAUGAAUUUAGGCACACUUACUGCUGUCCAGUUGAGCAGGUCAUUCACCCAAUUCACGAUCAAACCUUCUAUUUGACUAAAGCACACAAAGCCAAACUGAAGGAAGAGUUUGGCAUAGAACCUUGGACGUUUGAACAAAAGAUCGGAGAAGCUGUCUUCAUCCCUGCAGGCUGCCCACACCAAGUCAGGAAUCUGAAGUCGUGUACCAAGGUCGCUGCUGACUUUGUUUCUCCGGAAAAUUUGCACGAGUGCCUUAAGCUGACUGAGGAAUUCAGGAAGCUUCCAAGGGAUCACAGAGCCAAAGAAGACAAAUUGGAGGUGAAGAAGAUGAUCCUUCAUGCAGUCAACAAUGCCGUUGAUGAGCUUGAGAAACUGAUAGCUGCACAAGAUGAGAGCUUUUAGCAAUAGCAGAAUUUUCCCGCUUUAUAUUUUGUUGAAAUAUUUUUUGGGUAUCAUAGAAAUAAAUAACUGGAAUUCUACAUAUAUUCCUCCUAAUCGUAGUAUAGAUUGCUUGAAGGUUUGUGCAAAACAGAUAUAAAUCAGCUGCAUAUAUAUUUUUUCCUUAUGAAGCUGAUACGAAAGGAUUAAAAGAAAAUAUAGAUCAUUACAUGCA